AACCAGACAAGAGAGGCUGAGCUUGGAGCUGAAUGGAAGUUCUCAAGAAGCUGCAGAUAUGUACUUUCCUUUGGUGGCAGUUUGAAGGAAACUAAAAGAAUAUCUUGCCUCCAUCGAUCGCGUUAAAAUGUAUUGUGUUCUUUUCUUGAAUGGGUGAAUAUUUUCUCAUUUUGCACUCCUCUUUUGGUACAUUGCUUCUCUAGUUGGGCAUGAUGUGACAAAGGUAGCUUGUUGCCUUGUAAGACCUGAGAUGUUAAGUGCAAUGCAAGCUACAUUCAGGCAAAUUAUUAUAUACUUAGAAGGCCUUUUUAGAGAUCAACACAAACAAUCAUAGACAUGGAACUGCAAAACUGCAAGACUUGGACUGCAGAGGCAGAAAAUUGAUGACCUAAGCCGGUGGAAAUGAGAUGCCAGAGCUGCUAAUGAAGGAAUCAGGGAAUGUAAGAAUACACAAACGAUACUAAAGUCCCAAAUGCAUUCCAAGAACGAAGGCAGGGUCUCCGCUUCCAGCUCCCUUGGCUACAAGCACCACCAGCUCCUCGCCCACCACAAGAUGCCCCCACUGCUGAAAGCCAAACCCCUAUACAACCCACCAUGACUCGUGCUCAGAGGCCACCUUUUAGACCUCCAGGCUCAGCCCAGGCCCCAGUCCCUCCACAAGCUCAAGCAUCACCAAGAACCGAAUCUCAGCCGUCUUCACCAUCACGUGCAACCGCUAGAACCAGAGUCACUUCUCAAACAGCAUCAUCAUCUCGUGCAAUGACACAGUCCCGAGCUGCCUCUCAACUCCCCUCGCCAUCCCGUGCAGCAGCACAAUCCAAAGCUGCCACUCAACCUCCAUCACCAUCUCGUGUAACCCCUCAAACCAAGGAUGCCCCUCAGCCCUCGUCCGCAUCUCCCAAAGCAUUGGAGACUCAACCAGCUUCACAAGCAGCCCCACAGCCUCAAUCCCCACCCAAAUUGGCCUCUCAGCCUGCAGCCCAAACAUCCGCACUGCCUUCUUCUCCAUCUCUCACAGCCACUCAAGCACAAUUACAACCCACGACCAAAGAGGGGCCUGAGCUGCCUCCAGUUUCCACUGAGCUCCCUCUGCCUAUCUCUCAAGAAGAACCAAAGCCAGCAAGGUCUCAGCCAGAGUCACAAAAGCCGCAACUGAAGGCAGAAAGGACAUCUGAGAAUGUUUUCAACACCCAGGACAAAACACCGAGUCAAAUAACUUCUACAACAGCUGUGGAGACACCUGUCCCAACUCAAAAAUCAGAUUCUUCUCUUGUUGGUGCAGAACCUAAGCCCCUUCAAAAAUCAGAUGGAAUUCCGGAAGAAACUAUAGAAGGGAAGGAAAUGGUGCAAGAACUCGGAAACAAACAGAAGAUCAAUGGUGUCAAUGAGGAACCAAAGGAGAGGACUGUGACUGAGCUCACAGAAGCACCAGGCUCAAAAGAACCAACCAAAAUGCAGCCAAGUGUUGCAUUUGAAGCAGAGCAAGAAAAAGUGAAGGAUGAGAUUAUCAGUAGAAAGGAGACAUUAGCCACCUCCAACUCUAACCAAAAACAAACCAAAAUUGUGAUUUCAAACCUAAAGGACAAAAACACGGUGACUGACUCUCGCCAUAAGCCCACCAUACCCAAAGGGGAACAAACCCCCCUACACAAAGAGAUUAGGGACGAUAUUUCUAAGUUUGUUAAUAAGAUGGCUAAUCAACAGCCAAAGCAUCUGAUAGAUGAGAAACCAGUUACUGUUAUAACACUGGCUGGUGAAAACAGAGGAGCAUCCAUGCAACUUGGUUCAGAAUCAGCGAAAAAAGAUGGGGCAAUCCACAUCCACAGGGCGUACAAGAUCAACCCCGAUGAGAGCAAUGAAGCUACCACUGAUGGAGAGGGAAGCUCCAAGGGAAGACAGUCGAAAGAUUCAAAAACUGAAGAAGAUCAGGCAUCAAAAACAUAUAUAAACAGCAAUGUACAAGCCAUCAACAACUCUAUUAUGCUUAACGGUUCCAUUACUGAAAGGAAUCCUGGUGUGCAGAUGGUUCAUUCUCACAAGCUAACAGAACCUGUCAAGCCAACUAGAAGAAUGGGGUCCCUUGAGACGCACAAGGCUGAAUUCAAUGUUACAUCUGCACAGAAGCUUACUUACAAGCCCACAAUCAGAAGAAGAUGCUUGAGAGGGCUUUUCAUGGAAUCAAGUGAUUCGGAUCCAGAUAACCCUGAGAAGCCUCGACGUCACGGUUGUCGCUAUGGCUGCAAGAGAAGAAGAGAUAACGAGACAGAUGUUCUGUAAUCAAUUUCUUUGCAAUAAUUCAUGGCUCUUUCUCCAGCAAAUAUCAAAUAUUUGUGUACACAACAAGAAUAAUGUUUACAGUAAA
Camellia sinensis is the source of this 2362-nucleotide messenger RNA. Its product is annotated as oxidoreductases, acting on NADH or NADPH. Lineage: Eukaryota; Viridiplantae; Streptophyta; Magnoliopsida; Ericales; Theaceae. The record is from RefSeq and is a predicted model, not a curated record.